Messenger RNA from Hemisphaericaspora subhashii, 1596 nucleotides. RefSeq lists its product as uncharacterized. The transcript has a single exon. NCBI's taxonomy places the organism in Eukaryota, Fungi, Ascomycota, Pichiomycetes, Serinales, Debaryomycetaceae. The record is from RefSeq and is a predicted model, not a curated record. Gene Ontology annotation, molecular function: secondary active monocarboxylate transmembrane transporter activity. The coding region runs from base 1 to 1596 and encodes 531 amino acids. Gene Ontology annotation, cellular component: plasma membrane. Gene Ontology annotation, biological process: plasma membrane lactate transport.
AUGGAACCAAAAUGUUCAAAACGUUCGCAGGAUAUUGUUUCCAUAGAAGAAGAAAAUGCUCUUAUUAGGGCCGCUACUUAUAACGAAGACAACGAAGAAUUAGAAUUUGCUUUAUUCAAUGACAAACCAGACUUUUCUCCCCAUGCCUUGAAACACUACUUUGGAACGAGAUUUUCAACACUCAUGGAUUUACCUGUACAUCACAGAGAGGAAGGGUGGUUUCACGUGCUUAAUCCCAUCCAUGGAUUCAGAGAAAUGACAGCAAGCAAUUGGAAUUUCUGUUUGUUGGGGUUCUUUGCUUGGGCUCUUGAUGCAAUGGAUUUCUUCUGUGUAUCCGUCGCUGUUCCCGAGAUUGCUGAUACUUUACAAGUCUCAGUUACUGCGGUUUCAUGGGGAGUCACACUUGCUCUUAUGCUUAGAUCUGUGGGAGCUCUUAUAUUUGGUCUUGCUUCAGAUUAUAUUGGAAGAAAAUGGUCAUAUAUUAUAAUUGCCGGUUUAUUCAUUGUUGUUGAGGUUGGUACUGGACUUGUGCAAACAUAUAAUCAAUUCUUGGGUGUUAGGGCUUUGUUUGGUGUCCUCAUGGGUAGUAUGUAUCCUGUUGCUAUGGUGACUGCAAUAGAAGGACAACCCCCACAAGCUAGGUCAUUCAUUUCUGGGAUGUUUCCAGGAGGUUACACUCUCGGAUAUAACUUUGCCAUUAUUUUCUAUUUGGCCUUUGAGAAUACUUACAAGGUAGGAGAAGGAUGGAGAGCACUUUUCUGGUUCUCUGGUGGGUUAUCAGCUAUAUUAAUUGUUUGGAGAUUAUUUACUCCCGAAUCCCCCGAAUACCUUAAAAUCCAACAAAAGAAGAAGAAAUUCAAUGAAGGAAUUGAAAGUGGCAGUGGUAUAUUCCUGAAGUUUGACCGAAGUAUACUUAUCACACUUAAGACUGAAUGGUUAAUCUUCCUGUAUCUCGUCAUGUUAUUUGCUGGUUUCAAUUUCAUGGCCCAUGGGACUCAAGAUUUAUAUUCCACUCUUUUAACCAAACAAUUCGGUGUUCCUUUAAAUAAGAAAACGUUGAUUAUUGUCAUCAGUAACAUUGCAUCAUUUUUUGGAGGUAUUACCGGGGGCUCUGCUUCUGAGGUUUUUGGAAGAAGAUUAACUAUCAUAAUCUGUUUGAUUUGGAAUGGUGCUUUCCUUUACCCAGCUUUCCACAAUGCCGAUAAGAAUUGGUGGGCAUAUGUUUUGGUAAUCUUUGGUGGUAGUGGUGCUUGGGGUAGUGCCGCAAUCCAUCUUUUAGAAUUAGUGAAUUCAACUCAUAGAACCUUAUUGGCUGGUUUAGCCUAUCAGUUAGGGAAUUUAAUCUCCUCUGCUUCUAUGACCAUUGAAGCAAAAAUUGGAGAAAGUUUCCAAAUCGAAGGUGCUGCACCAGGUGUAUUUGAUUAUGGUUUAGUUAUGUGCAUUUUUUCUGGAGCAGUCCUUACGUAUAUGUUCAUAUGUGUUUUCCUUGGCCCAGAAAGAUUCCAUAAGGAAAUUAGAGUUCUUGAGGAUGUGCAUGAGCUUGAAGAUGACGAGGAAAGAGCGGUUGACAUGAGAGAAAAGAAGCCAAACGUGUAA